Molecule: messenger RNA, 978 nt
Organism: Tachyglossus aculeatus (Australian echidna)
Lineage: Eukaryota; Metazoa; Chordata; Mammalia; Monotremata; Tachyglossidae
Product: olfactory receptor 10H1-like
Exons: 2
Coding region: 1-978 (325 amino acids)
Biological process (GO): G protein-coupled receptor signaling pathway
Cellular component (GO): membrane
Molecular function (GO): G protein-coupled receptor activity; olfactory receptor activity
Source: RefSeq, a predicted model, not a curated record
AUGCCUUCUGAGAAUCACACCAUGGUGUCUGAAUUCAUCCUCAUUGGCUUCUCUACAUUCCCCCAGCUCCAGGCAUUCUUCUUUGUACUUUUCCUGCUGAUGUACUUGUCCACCUUGCUGUGUACCCUGCUCAUCAUUGUCACAGUCCAGAAUGAGCGCAAGCUCCAUACACCCAUGUACCUCUAUCUGUGCAGUCUGUCCCUCUCAGAAAUCUUCUACACCUUCGCCAUCAUUCCCAAGAUGCUCUCUGAUUUGCUCUCCACCCAAAGGACCAUCUCCUUUCUAGGCUGUGCCAACCAGAUGUUCUUCUCCUUCACCUUUGGCUUCAUGCACUCCUUCCUGCUUACCACUAUGGGGUAUGAUCGCUAUGUAGCCAUCUGCCAUCCCUUACGCUACGAAGUCCUCAUGAACCCCCAAAUCUGCAUCUGGCUGGUGGUCGCUUCAUGUUUAGGAGGCUUGGUUAUGGGGCUUGUGGUCACAGGUGCUGUUUUCCAUUUGUCCUUCUGUGGGCCCAGUGAGAUCCACCACUUUGCCUGCCAUAUGCUGCCCAUUGUAAAAUUAGCCUGCGGGGAUGUUUCGGUCACUGCCCUAGUGGUGGGGAUGCUGUGUUUCAUAGUCUUGUUGAGCUGCUUCCUCCUCAUCCUCCUGUCCUACACCUUUAUCGUGGCCACCAUUGUGAAGAUCCCCUCAGCUGAGGGCCGCCUCACAGCCUUUUCCACCUGCGUGUCCCACCUCACGGUGGUGGUGGUGCAUUACAGUUUUGCCUCCAUCAUCUUCUUCAAGCCCAAGGCCCCUCAUGUCCUCGAAGGGGACACCCUGAUGGCUGUCACCUACACCGUCCUCACCCCAUUCCUCAGCCCCAUCAUCUUCAGCCUUAGGAACAAGGAACUGAAGAAUGCCCUGAAGAAAACCUUCAAGAACAGUCUCUUCCCACAAAAAAAUGAGGGUCUAGAAGAUCUACAGAGACAUUUGUACUAA